CCGUGCCCGGAGAAGCGGCGCGGGGCCCCCGGGGCGCCGGGCUUAGGGCGGCGCGGGGAGCCUCCCCGGGCGCCAUGGCGGAGGCGGCGGCGGCGGCGGAGAAGUUCCUGUCCCCGGACGAGGCGUUCCCGUCGCUGGGCCCCCCGCGCGGGGCGGGCAGCCUGAGCGAGGAGCCGGGCUGCCUGGACGUCAGCGACUUCGGCUGCCAGCUGUCGUCCUGCCACCGCACCGACCCCCUCCACCGCUUCCACACCAACAGGUGGAACUUGACUUCGUGUGGAACCAGCGUAGCCAGCUCAGAAUGCAGUGAGGAGCUGUUUUCAUCGGUGUCUGUUGGAGAUCAGGAUGAUUGCUAUUCCUUGUUGGAUGAUCAGGAGUUCACAUCUUUCGACUUAUUCCCAGAAGGAAGUGUCUGCAGUGAUGUAUCUUCUUCUAUUAGCACUUACUGGGACUGGUCAGAUAGUGAGUUUGAAUGGCAGUUGCCUGGCAGUGACAUUGCAAGUGGAAGCGAUGUUCUUUCUGAUGUGAUACCUAGUAUUCCCAAUUCCCCAUGCCUGCUUCCAAAGAAAAAGAACAAACACAGAAAUUUAGAUGAACUUCCUUGGAGUGCAAUGACAAAUGAUGAACAGGUUGAAUAUAUUGAAUACCUGAGUCGGAAAGUCAGUACCGAGAUGGGUCUUCGGGAACAGCUUGAUAUUAUUAAAAUUAUUGAUCCCACUGCUCAGAUAUCUCCUACGGACAGUGAAUUUAUUAUUGAACUUAACUGUCUUACAGAUGAAAAACUGAAACAGGUGAGAAACUAUAUAAAGGAGCACGGGCCUCGCCAGCGUUCUGCCAGGGAGAACUGGAAGAGAAGCAGCCACAGCUGUGCCAGCACAAGUGGAGUGAGUGGUGCCAGUGCCAGCAGCAGCAGUGCCAGCAUGGUCAGCUCAGCAAGCAGUAGUGGGUCCAGCAUUGGCAACUCAGCUUCCAACUCCAGCGCCAACAUGAGUCGAGCACACAGUGAUAGCAACUUGUCUGCAAGUGCUGCUGAGAGGAUUCGUGAUUCAAAAAAGCGGUCCAAACAACGAAAACUGCAACAAAAGGCCUUACGCAAGAGGCAACUGAAAGAGCAGAGACAAGCUCGUAAAGAAAGACUAAGUGGGCUUUUCCUUAAUGAAGAAGUGCUCUCCUUAAAAGUUACUGAGGAAGACCAUGAAGGAGAUGUAGAUGUUUUAAUGUGACAAGGGUGAAUUUGUCAGCGUUCUUUCUAAGCUUAAAAUAUAGAUUCUCAUCCUUAUUGUUUACAUAAGUUUCUCGCCUGAGACUUUAAUUAGGGCUCUGCUGAUAUAAAAUUUUCAUUCAUAAUCCAGGAAGAUUUUGGGCCUCUUGAACUUAAAUAUUUACUACUAUAAAAUCAACUUUAUAAAAAGACCAAUGCAUUAAUGAUUUAGAGGACUUCCCAGAAAUGCCAACAGAUAAGUCUGUUAAUCAAAACAUAGCUCAGAUCUAUUCUAAAAGUUCCAAUUAUUUUAUUCAUAGUAGCACUGUCUAUGGUCCUAUAAACAAUCACAAUUUUCAUAGCUGCUGUCCUUAGUGGAAAAGUUAUUAUUAAAAAUGGCAUUUUCAGAUAAUGCUGCUUUGACAUACUAAGCUUAGGUACAUAAAUCCUCUUAUUAUUUUAAGACAUAGAUGUGAGACUAAUACAUUUAUAAGAGCUUCAGUAUUUGUUUUUUGGGUUUUUUUUUUUUUAAUGUGAAAUCCUAAUCCUGUUCUUAAUAUAGUGACUCUGAGGAAAUGACUUUGAUGUCCCUUGCAUGUAAUGUUGGAAUAAUGAUUGGGAAGCAAGCUUGUAAGAAUAUUAAAAAGCAUUACACUUACUCAGCAUUUUCAAGAAUUUUAUCAGGUAAGAUUUAGUCUCAUAGGUUAACUUCGUUUUCAUUUGGAUUAAAAAAAAAUCACUAAUUUUACUGCUGUUUCAGCACAACUCUAACUUAUAUUUUAAAAAAGAACUUCAGGCAAUUGGCAGGUUAAUGCCUAAAAAUCCUUGAAACUUCAAAACUUUGAAGCAGAAAACAAGAAAUAGCACAUGUCUAAGAUGGUUGACUUGUAAGGACCACAUUUUUAAAUACUGUCACCAAGAACAUAUACUCAGGUAGUUGUAUGUUGGUAUACACUUGUAGGGUAGUUUGAAAUAAUGCAGUUUCCUCAUUUGAUGCUGUUAUAGUGAAUAUUAGAAAUAACCUGUAGCAUUUUCUUAACAGAUCUUCCUACAGAGAAAUUUAGGGAAAAUUAUUAUUAUUUCUAACAAUUGUUAAGCUGCUUUUUGACAUUUUACAUGGCUAAAGUGUGAAAUAUUUCUUAUUUUGUACCUUUUUCAUGACUCUUCCUUUGGGAAUCUUAGAAAAUUCUUUACUUUGACCCCAAGGGGCAGAGUAAAUUAAAGCUGGGGAGACAUUACAAUUGAAAAGAAAAGUGAACGUUGGUAUUGCAGCUGUAUUAUGGCCAAAAUGUUUUUAAAACUUAAAUAUGCAUAGUCUACAAAAAUUGAAAAGAAAUCCACGUGCUCUAAAGGAUUCAUACUUGAAGACAACCCUCAGAGUUUCUCUUAACAGCAUUGUCUUGGUCAAGACCAUCACCCUCAUGAUGUCCACAGUCAUAGCAGACUGGAGUAGGAAGCUUCAGGCCAAGAAGGAAAAGUAUGGAAUGGGCAUGGAAAGUUCAUUAUGUGCUAUUGCUGCUGCAUGCAGAAUUCUGCAUAGUCCUGGAGAAUGGUUGAUGUUUGUUCCAUUUUUCAAGGAAGAUGGGACAGUCAUUUCUUUGAGACUUCAUUAUAGUCACGGAGUGGUACAUGUGUGUCUACUCAGAAAUAAGUUAUUUGAGUAUGAUUGUAGUGAUCCAGUUAGCAUUACCUAAAAAUUUAUGUUUCUGAUGCAAAACUCCAAAACCCACAUAAACUUUGUGUCUCUUUGAACUUCUAGAGUUUCUCAGUAGUAGUCAAAAAACAGUCUUGGUGAAAAUAACAACAGAGAGAGGUUAUUUAAUAUCUUUAGUUGAAAAACUUUCAGGCUAGGUCACAGGAGCAUUAGAAUCCAAAUAAUGAAUGCAUUUUUUCCAGAAAAAACAAAGCUUGUAUUCAUAUCUUUGCAAACAUUUUGUGCUCUGAAAACUCCUCUGACUUUUUGAGUUUUCUCUUUGUAGCACAGCAGGUAAGGAGGAAAUGUUUUUCCACCACUGGAAAAAGAAUAACCAAAUAUUUUCCAAACUAAAUGUAUAUCAACAGCUCAUUUAAACUGAAAAUGAAAUUUCUGUUUAUGCAGAUUAUUCACUGAAGCCUUGUUAAUACUAAAUGUGAUAAAUUUUUAAAAUUGGAUUAAAUUCAGUUUUCUUAGUCACUGAAAUGUGAAUUUUCUGUUAAACCUACAUGUAGCUUUCUACCAAGUAAAGGAAUUGUAAAAUGAAUAAUAACAAGGAAGUGCAAUAUCACAGUGGGUUGUGAAAUUGCUGCUUUAUUUUCCUAUCUCAGCAAGUCUUUUCUAUUGAGUGCUGUUAUCUUUUAUCAUAGUCUGUCCCCUUUCCAUAUGAACUACAACCUUUCUUAGGACAGUUCUUCUCUUGUUAGAAUAAAACAGAUAUUACACUAUUAAUCCUUGAAGUUGGUAUUUCUUCCAAAUUCCUAACUGAUUCCUGCCAGCAGUUAGGAAACCUUUUUUAAAAGAAAGAUAACCUGAUUGUGGUGAGUUUCUAAAGCUCUAUGAAAUUCAUGGCAUUUUAAAUUCUGGAUUUAAUCCAAAAUAUAGUCUUUGUUUACAUCGGGUUUUGUAGAUGUCUUUUGAAAGUAAUUUUCCAGUGGAAAAUUCCUGUUUGGCCUAAAUCUGCAUAUAGGCAACUGAACCUUCUUCACCAAGCUCUCUUUAGUAGGUAUUGUGGCUGGGCAGGCAGGGCUUGUGUUUUAGGAAACCACACGCUACUAGUUCUGCCUCAAGAUUUAGGCCAAGAAUCCCAAUGUCAGCACUUUUUCCUGAGGAACACGUGCCCGAAUGGUAUAUUCCAGCCCUGUUUCCCACUCACAAACUGCUCUUCCUUGGGCAUUCUUGACAGUCUAGACAGACAGGCAGGGAAGUGAGGGGAAACAGUGUCAAGCCACCAGGACAUCUGAUCAGGUAAACGUGCAGACUGAGCUAAUCAGUAGUCAAAUUCAGCAAUAGAUUCAAACAACCUCAGCCUAAUGAUUCGCAUGUCCUCCAUAAGUGAACAGCUGAAGCAAAUACUGGUAGCAAAUCUCCGUGUUGUCCGCAGGCUAAGACCACUUUUGUUAGGCACAAGAAGAAACAUGGAUCUUGCUGGGUUUUUUUCCAAACUGACCAUAAUUUUGUCAUAUGACUGAGCAGAGCUACCACCCCCCAAAGGAAUGAUAUUUUGAUAUUCUGAUAGCUCUAUUAAUAAUGCUGGGAAACAGAGGUGUUCUUUAAAUAGUCAACAGUAAGGGAGAGGUACAGGAGAGGACAAUCCUAGAUUAGGAAAAUAUAAAUGAAGGGAAGAUUUUUAAAGUUUUUUUACUAGUCACCCAGCCCUUGUCUCCAGGGCCUACAUUAUUUUGAAAUAGUAACCUUCCUCCAUCCUCUUCCCCAUCCCAUAUGUGCUCCAGUGAAUAUUAAAAGAAUAUACUUUAAGGUGGGUGCUCCAGUGAAUAUUACAAGAAUAUACUUUAAAGUGGGUCUUAGAAUGAAUCAGUAAUUAAUUAUGAUUACAAAAUCACAGGGUAAUUUUCCAAAAUUACAACACAAAUAAUAUAGUCGGCUUUGAAGGUGCUGCAAAAAAAUUGUAUUGAUAAUACAUCGAAUUCUUAAGUAGUUUGGUGAAAGUUUUGUUCCAUCAAAUCAAACUAGUUGAUUGUUAAUAAGAUAAAAAUGGCGGGGGUCUAAUAGGUGCAGGAGGGAACUCUAAAGGCUGGAAAUUAUUACAUAAAUUAUUUAUUGUGUUCUUUGUAUGCUUUAUAAAUGUCAUUGUGUUGGAGAACUUGUUAGACAUCAGAUAGAAUAAUUUUAAAAGCACACAAAGUACUUUGAGAGCAAAGAUACAGCACAUUGUACCUUCCCCCCACCAACCAUCUCAGACAUUCCUCUGUUUGGUGGCAAUGGCUUUUUUCCUUGACUCUAUCAACGCAUUGUCAGAGCUUUGUUUAUCCAGUGUUUUUUUAACUCCAUUCAUAGUUUGAGUUGAUACCCGAAAUCACAGGAACAUUCUCUAUCUAUCAUGAUAUGUAGCAACCUUACUACACUUAUAGAUAAAUUUGGUCGUUGCAGGACUGCAUGAAAAAAGGUAUGAGCAGAUGUUUAUGAAUGUGCUUUGUAAUUGUAGUUAAACAAAAUUCAAGUUUCUAAUUUUAUCUCUUAAAAUCAGUAAAACAAUUGAUUGAACCGCUCUUGGUCCUUGUUGCUAGUUCUUCCACUAGACUGCAAGUUCCUUGAGGUUAGGGAAUCUCAUCUUCUAAUUGUAUUGUACUUGCUCAAAUGCAUAGAACAGUGCUUUGCACCCGAUAGAUAUUCAGUAAUAAAUGGUGUUGUGUGGUGAUUCAGGCAUUUUUGUCUAUGUAUUAUCUGGGAUGCAAAUUCCUCCACUUAAUUUAAGAACAUUAUUUUUUUUUCUUCUGUAGAAAAUAAAUACUUUUAUUAAAAAGGCUUAGAAGGAACACUGAAAAUCACAUCACUGUUGGGCUGCAAAGAUCACAGUCGAUCUGGAAUACAGCCUAAUUGACAGGGGAUUGAUUUGUUUACUUAAUGUGGCAAUAUUUUUUUAGUUUUAGACUUUUCUUUUUUAACAAUUAGAUUGAGACUGUAAAUUCUUUAGAGUAGAUGGAAAGAUGGCAAAUUUAUAUUUAAUAUGAAGUUCUUAUUGAGUACAGUAAGAAAACCAGUGUGAUAUCUCUGGGUACAACACCGUAUUUAGAACUUUUCCAAUUGUGAGUUUUAUUUUUUAUAUCAUUGUGGUCAAUAGAACCUGUGGGGAUGUGUUUUCUUUAUUGGAGGAGGGACAGUGCUUUAAUUAUUCAUAUACAUUUUGACUAUUUAAAGGUAGAUAUAGAAUAACUGUGUAUAAAUAAUACUUGACACAUAAUUAUUAAUCUUGAUUGUUCAGCUGAUCAGUGGCCUAAAGCCAUGACUUGUCUCUUAGGGCUGUGUGAUGAUCUUCAAUAAUUUUGUAUCCUUUGAGCUUUUUAAGUUGAGAGUUUCGGUUAUUUUCCAUAGAUUAUUACAGAAUGCCAAGAAGUGCCCCAUUAUUUUGUAUGACCAAUUUAAUUCCCCAUUUUUGUUCUAAUUUAGGUCUGGAUAUUAGACUAGUUUUUUGUGUGGUGAUGGUUAAAUUUUGCAGAAGUGCCAAGACAAUGAAAGAGAAAUGCAGUUAACUUUAAAACACUCAACUAAUAGUGAAACUUUUAAAAAUGAAAAAGUAUUUUUAAAGAUCAGUUAUGCAGCCCUAAGGUGUUAAUUCAUAACCAAAGCAAGUAGGAAGUUGACUGGUUUAAGAAAUCUUCAAAUAGUCUUAAAUACUGUAAUGUAUUAAAUUGUCAGGAUUUUUUUCCUGGGUUUAUGCUAAAUGUAUUCCUAAAAUGCACUUUGUAAAUAGGAUGAACUGUCAUCUGUACAUUCUGUACCUACUUACCACAAUGUAUAUAAACAAACUUUUUUUCUUAAAUUGUGAAGGAUUAACAGUAGCUGCAACACUGGUGGUUGUUAUUUGAAGCUCUCAUUGUAUUUAAAAAUAUAGUCAUGUAGUUGAAAAGCAAAUGAGCGUAAAACAUUGUACAGAUUGGAACUAAAUUCAUAUGGCAAAGAUAUCUGGAACUGAAAAUUGGAAUGAAGUUUGGUUUUGAUUAUGAAA
Messenger RNA from Tachyglossus aculeatus (Australian echidna), 6861 nucleotides. RefSeq names its product family with sequence similarity 199, X-linked (gene FAM199X). Bases 75 to 1223 code for a protein of 382 amino acids. The transcript is spliced from 6 exons. Lineage: Eukaryota; Metazoa; Chordata; Mammalia; Monotremata; Tachyglossidae. The record is from RefSeq and is a predicted model, not a curated record.